UUCGUGUGUUCAAACCCAUAUAUCAAGGGUCACGCCCCGAACUGUCCAUAACGAGGUCAGCAUCAAACUCUCUCGUUGGGCUUCCUAACCCCUUCACUCCCUCGAUUGCCUCUAAGAGAACACACGAUCCUUUGCAUAUACUCUUCUAUUAUCCGCAAGAUGAACGCUCUCGCUCUCGCACUCGCCAUCAGUGGCGCUGCUGCUCGCCCGCAGAAUGGUCUUGCCAGCCUUCUGAACGCUGCCGGUGCAGAGCUCAGUCAACUGGCCGGUUACCAGGCCGCCACCCCUGCGCCAAACACCUACACUGCCACCAGCACGUCCGCUGUUCUCGCUGCUCAAGCAACUGCUCCCUCCAACGCCAAGGUCGGUCCAUACAUUCCCGGUCUCGCUUUCGACCGUUUCAUCACCAUCUGGCUUGAGAACACCGACUACAGCGCUGCCGCCCAGGACCCGAACCUGCUAUGGCUCGCACAGCAAGGCAUCACGCUUGAGAACUACUUCGGCGUAACGCACCCCUCCGAGCCCAACUAUGUCGCGGCUGUUGGCGGUGACAACUUCGGCAUGGACAACGACAACUUCAACCAAAUCGAUGCCAAUGUCUCUACCGUUGUGGACCUGCUCGAGGCUCGCAGCAUCUCGUGGGCCACGUACCAGGAGUGCAUGCCCUACACCGGCUUCGAAGGUUUCUCCUGGAUCAAUGGCACGACGAAGAAGAACUGCUACGUCCGCAAGCACCACCCAACUGUCAUCUACAACUCCAACACCACGCCCAAGCGUCUGGCCGUGCAGAAGAAUUUGACUGAGUUCUACAACGAUCUUGCCGCCGAGCAGCUGCCCCAAUGGAGCUUCAUCACGCCGAACAUGCUCAAUGACGGCCACGACACCUCGGUCACCUAUGCCGGCAACUGGACCCGCACGUUCCUCGAGCCGCUGCUCAGCAACGAGUACUUCAUGAAGAACACGCUAAUUCUCGUCACCUUCGACGAGAACCACACCUACAGCCUCGCCAACCGCGUGUUCUCCUUCCUCCUCGGCGGUGCUGUCAGCGGCAAAGCCGGUACCAAGGACUCCAACUUCUACAACCACUACUCCGAGAUCGCCACGGUUGAGGCUAACUGGUGGUUGAACACUCUUGGCCGCUGGGACGUUGGUGCCAACGUGUUCAAGAAUGUCGCCGACAUCACCCACGACAGCAUUGAAGCCAACCCGGCCGUCACCAGCGCCAACAACAGCGUCUUCCUCAACUCGUCGUUCGCCGGUCCCUUCAACAGCGGUUUCCAGAAGGCUCCUUACCCGGCGCCGAACGUUAGGAUCACCUCGCCACGUACUGGCCGUUUCAUCCUGCCGGCGAUUGCUUCUACGUGGGGCAACCAACCGAGCUAUUACAACAACACUGUCGUCAUUCCGGAUGGCCAGCACCCACCUGCUGGCUAUGCGUACAACGAUGUGUCCAACUAGGCAUGUUGUAUUUAUCGUUAGGUUCCGUGGGAAGCAUAGCGUGUUGGAAAUUUUAGCGAAGGGGAAGUUUGCUGUCUAGAUUUAUGAAUGAUGUAGCUACGAACGAAAAGCAAUUCUAUCUUUCUCAUCCGUAAUCCUGUCAUCUGACAUUUAUGAUAUGAUUAUCUUAA
Molecule: messenger RNA, 1628 nt
Organism: Baudoinia panamericana UAMH 10762
Lineage: Eukaryota; Fungi; Ascomycota; Dothideomycetes; Mycosphaerellales; Teratosphaeriaceae
Exons: 1
Coding region: 160-1458 (432 amino acids)
Biological process (GO): phospholipid catabolic process
Molecular function (GO): hydrolase activity, acting on ester bonds
Source: RefSeq, a predicted model, not a curated record